UGAUUAUAAUACUAUUGACCUUCCAACGGGUUAAUAUAAAUAUCUUGAAAGUUAAAGUAAGGAUAAAUAAAACCAGAUUAGGAGGAAUUUGAUUUAUUUUUUUCAUCAUAGUGUUAUCUCAGUUAUUAAUGAACAACGCAAGAAUUGAAACGUAAUUAAUGUAUUUUACUAUUUUUAUAGAAUUUCAGUAUUUUCCAUAAAGUUUAUCGUGUUUUCUUUUCUGUGCUAGAGUUUUGUGAGAUUUCAAAAAUGAAAGCUGUUGAACGUAAACCCACAUCGCCCUUAAAUCAAAAGGUGAUUAUUGUCCUUUUCUAUUGCAUUCAAACAUACAUCGCACCUGGAGCAAUAGGAACAGGAACUCUAUUGAAACGAAUUUUUCUCAACAAGCUGACGAGACUACGACCUUCAUUUAACCUCUACGACCCUGUGGGCAGAUUUUCGACACCCGGCUGAUUUUUGCUAAAAGUGGAAAAUUAGGGUAUUUCUUGCAUUCUAAUAAUUAGUGUUUAGUGUAUUCAAAAAAAUCUAACAAGGUAGGCACUACAACUGGAAUAAGGUUGUCUCAAGUUCAGUGUCGGACGUUUGGAUUUUCGAAAGGUACCAGUUUGAGUGUUUCCAGCCGCUGCUUCGACGCAGUAACUUUGUUUCCGGAAGAGAACAGUACCGAUUCGGUGCCAGAACUAUGGUGUGGCCCACAGUCAAUGAUAGGAUUACCAACGUCAAUGUGGAGAUGAGCAGCAAUGUGCUUCCAUUCCAACUGCAGGCCUCAGAGGCCAACACGCAGCUCAUGCACUUGUCCCGUUUGGACAUCCAUUCUAGGGCUUCGUUUAUCAGACUCAGUGGCAUUAUUUGCACCAUCGGACCCGCUUCCAGGGACUUGGAUGUCCUCGAACAAAUGAUGGAGGCCGGUAUGAAUAUUGCCCGUUUGAACUUCUCUCACGGUUCUCACGAGUACCACGCCGAGACCAUCAAGAACAUUAGGCAAGCAGUUGUUAAUUACAGUAAAAAAAUUGGUAUGGCUUAUCCUUUGGCUGUCGCUUUGGAUACUAAAGGUCCUGAAAUCAGAACUGGAUUGUUAGAAGGUGGUGGUUCUGCUGAAAUUGAGCUUAAACGAGGUGACACCAUCAAGCUGACAACCGACAAAGCCUACGCAGAAAAAGGAAACAAAGAUACUGUUUUUGUUGACUAUGAAAACAUCCAAAAAGUUGUGAAAGUAGGUAACAGGAUCUACGUCGAUGACGGUCUCAUUUCCCUGGUUGUCACCAAUAUUCAAGGAUCGUUCUUGACUUGCACCAUCGAAAACGGCGGUUCUCUUGGAAGCCGUAAAGGUGUCAACUUGCCUGGAGUACCAGUAGAUCUUCCAGCUGUUUCCGAAAAGGACAAAUCCGAUUUGCAAUUUGGUGUCGAGCAAGACGUCGAUAUGAUCUUUGCCUCGUUUAUCCGGAACGGAGCUGCGCUUACUGAGAUCAGAGGUAUUUUGGGUGAGAAAGGAAGGAAAAUUUUGAUCAUUUCCAAAAUUGAAAACCAGCAAGGUAUGGCCAAUUUGGAUGAAAUCAUUGAAGCUUCUGAUGGUAUUAUGGUCGCUCGUGGUGACUUGGGUAUCGAAAUCCCCACAGAAAAAGUUUUCUUGGCCCAAAAACAAAUAAUUGCUAAAUGUAAUCAGGCUGGCAAACCUGUUAUUUGUGCCACUCAAAUGUUAGAAUCCAUGGUGAAAAAACCCAGGCCAACCCGUGCAGAAUCCUCUGACGUUGCCAACGCAAUCUUAGAUGGAGCAGAUUGUGUCAUGUUAUCUGGUGAAACGGCCAAAGGAGACUAUCCAGUUGUUUGUGUUGAAACGAUGGCUAGUAUUUGCAAGGAAGCUGAGGCUGCUUUCUGGCACAAGCGGCUCUUCAGUGACUUGUCCAUCCAAACUGUUCCUCCAAUCGAUGUCGGUCACACUGUCGCCAUUGCUGCAGUAGAAGCUUCUACCAAAAGUUUAGCUGCUGCCAUCAUUGUUAUCACUACUUCUGGCCGGUCUGCUCAUCUAGUUUCCAAAUAUAGACCAAGGUGUCCAGUAAUUGCAGUCACUAGGAAUGGACGUACUGCCAGACAAGCUCACUUGUACAGAACUGUUUUACCAAUCUUUUAUGAGAAGGAAAGGCUUGAAGACUGGCUCCAAGAUGUAGACGCUCGCGUCCAAACUGGUAUUACUUUUGGAAAAUCGAAAGGUUUUAUCAAAACUAGCGAUCCCGUUAUUGUGAUCACCGGCUGGAAACAAGGAUCCGGAUUCACCAACACCAUGCGCAUUCUUACUGUAGAAUAAACACUUCAAGAGUUCAUCAGAGAAAAAAAUCAACUAAGAUUGUUCACCAGUGAUUGUUAUAAACAACCUAUUUUAAUUUAAGCAUGAAAAUUAAAACAUUGGAAAAUUAUUCAGUGUUUAAUAAUUUUGUAGUUGUGUUAAUUUAUUUUCAAAUUGUGUAUAUGUGAUUUAAAACUGAAUUUAUAGAUUUGGAAUUAUCCAUAUAUAUAUUUAAAUAAAGAUAUAUGUAAUAGAA
Molecule: messenger RNA, 2537 nt
Organism: Ceutorhynchus assimilis (cabbage seed weevil)
Lineage: Eukaryota; Metazoa; Arthropoda; Insecta; Coleoptera; Curculionidae
Source: the annotation of a GenBank genome assembly